AAUACGAUGAACUGCCAUGUGUAGUGUUUUAUUGCGAAGAAUUAUUCGUUUCUGUGGAGGAAAAUCUACACAAGCAGUUUUCACUUCUAGUACUGGCAUCAGUCAAUAUACCGCUCAACACAACCGCUUGGACAAAAUGAUAACUGAGGAGGAAGUGUCGAAAUUUUUGUUGCAAAAUGCGAAUUUCUUGGAAGAAUUCAUUAUGGAAAAUAUAGAGGUGGAACAACUAGAACGUUGGAUAAUUCGGAAAUCAAAAAAAGGAAACAAAAUCCCAGAAACUACGUACCCAGAAAGAAAGACGAGCUUAUCUAAAUGGAAAUUUUGUGUCCACGCUGAUAAGAGACAAAUGUUGAAGAAUCUUACGCAUAGUUUACAAGUGAAACCGAAUCAAGAUCACGUGUUGUGGGAAUUGGCCAAUUGUAUUUCAGCUGCCGUGAAAGCUGAUGGAUUCAGGCUAUAUUUGGUGGAUAAAGUGAAUCCAGAACAAUUACAUCUAUAUUUGGGUAUAGAUAGAAAAGAUCUGACCUCAAAAUUAAAGCUAACGAAAAGUGGUGUCACUAUUCCCACACAUGUAGCCCGUACACAGCAAUCCAUUCGAUUUUCGAAAGGAAGAAAUGACUGUAGAUUUCCAGCUGAUGUUAUGAAAGAGUUACAGAGUAAUGUGGGUCACAUUCAUUGUCAGCCUAUAAAACAAUCCGAUGGGAAAAUGCUGGCGGUGCUGGAGAUGUGGCGACAUGAGACCAGCAACCCAUUUUAUGAGGAGGAUGAAGAAAUCGCUUGUAGUUACUUAGUUUGGGGGGGAAUCGCCCUACAUUAUGCACAACUCUACAUUAACAUGAAUCAACAGAGAGAAUUAAAUGAUUUCCUUCUAGUAGUCGUCAAGUCAAUUUUUCAAAACAUGGUCAGCAUAGACAGCCUGGUGAUAAAAAUAAUGAAUUUUGCCCAACGACUUGUGGACGCUGACAGAGCAUCUUUAUUUCUUGUGGAUUCGAAAAGUAAAGAAUUGUAUGCGACAGUGUUUGAUGUAGGUGUGGGUGAAGAGACGUUAGCCGAAAUUCGUUCAUUGGCAAGCGAAGAGGAAGUAUCAAUACAACCUUCGAAAGAAAUUCGGUUUCCAUUAGGAACAGGAAUCGCUGGACAGGUUGCGAUGAACGGACAAGUUCUCAAUAUAAAAGACGCUUACGCUGAUCCGAGAUUCAACAGAGCUGUAGAUCAACUCACAGGAUAUAAAACCCACACUAUUUUAUGUAUGCCCAUUUUUAUUCGUGGGUCUAUAAUUGGAGUCGUACAAAUGGUGAACAAGCAUAAAGGAUAUUUCACCAAAAAUGAUGAAGAAGCUUUUGAAACAUUUGCUGUUUAUUGCGGCUUAGCUUUACAUCAUGCAAAACUAUAUGACAAAAUUCGUAAAUCACAACAGAAAUAUAAAGUAGCUUUGGACGUGUUGAGUUAUCAUAACACUUGUACAGAAGAGGAAUACAAAGCUGCCCUUCAAGUUGGAAUGCCUAAAAAUAUAAUGGGAAUUGACAACUAUUACUUCAAUACUUUCGACUUGAAAGAUAUAGAAAAGACACAACAAGCAAUGUUUAUGUUCAAUGAUUUAUUUGGAGAGGGUUCAUUUGACCAAAGCUGCUUGUUAAAGUUCAUUUUGACCGUUAGAAAAAAUUACCGAAGAGUACCUUAUCAUAAUUGGACCCACGGUUUUUCUGUUGCUAACAGUAUUUAUUGUAUACUCAAACAUUCGCCUGAAGUGUUUAAAAAAAAUGAAGCUUUGGCUCUGUAUGUAGGAGCACUGUGCCACGAUUUAGAUCACAGAGGAAAGAACAAUAAAUUUAUGUUGGAGACAGAAUCUCCACUGGCAGCUAUUUAUUCCACAUCCACGAUGGAACAUCACCACUUCAAUCAAACUGUUAUGAUUCUUCAGCAAGAAGGUCACAACAUUUUCAGCAAACUAUUGAACGAAGACUAUAAGCAAGUUUUAAGUUAUUUGAAGCAUUGCAUUCUUGCAACUGAUUUAGCUUUGUUCUUCACAAACAAAACCAAACUAGGAAAUUUGGUCAAGACAGGAGAAUUCUCUUGGGACAACGGUGAACAUAGGCGAUUAAUUCAGGCGAUAGCAAUGACUAGUAGCGAUCUAAGUGCUAGCGCAAAACCUUGGGAAAUUCAAGUCAAAACUGUUCAGGUAAUUGUCGAGGAAUUUUAUGAACAAGGAGAUGCAGAAAGAAAAGCUGGAAGGAUUCCUAUACCGAUGAUGGAUAGACAUCAACCGGAUGAACAGCCAGCAAGUCAAGUUGGAUUUCUAAUGGGAAUUUGUUUACCUUGUUACAGUCUACUGUCCACUCUGAUUCCAGAGACUAAGGCAAUGUUGGAAAUGUGUGAAAAAAAUCUUGAAAAAUGGAAGAAAAUCGACGCCAACAUCAAGAAUUCGAAAAAAGACUUGCAAUCAUGUGAAGCAAGACAAUAGCUGGAAAAGAAUUGCAGGGAUGGGGUUUGAUUUUGUGGAACAGAAGAAACCAAAACUGAUUUAGUAAAAAAUAAAUAAAUUAUGUUACUUGUAACAUCAAACAAA
Molecule: messenger RNA, 2566 nt
Organism: Diorhabda sublineata
Lineage: Eukaryota; Metazoa; Arthropoda; Insecta; Coleoptera; Chrysomelidae
Product: probable 3',5'-cyclic phosphodiesterase pde-5
Exons: 11
Coding region: 17-2461 (814 amino acids)
Biological process (GO): signal transduction; negative regulation of receptor guanylyl cyclase signaling pathway
Molecular function (GO): protein binding; 3',5'-cGMP-stimulated cyclic-nucleotide phosphodiesterase activity
Source: RefSeq, a predicted model, not a curated record